Molecule: messenger RNA, 621 nt
Organism: Acyrthosiphon pisum (pea aphid)
Lineage: Eukaryota; Metazoa; Arthropoda; Insecta; Hemiptera; Aphididae
Product: putative nuclease HARBI1
Exons: 4
Coding region: 1-621 (206 amino acids)
Source: RefSeq, a predicted model, not a curated record
AUGGCUUUACUUUUUGGAAUUCCUAAUCCAAGACAGAGAAGAAUACAAUAUAGACAACAAAUGAGAUCUCACCCUUUUGGCACAAGCUUAGCUUUUGAAAGGGUAACAGAUGCUGAUUUAACAAUUUUAUCAAUUAAUGCAAAGUUUCCAGGCCGUAGUCAUGAUGCAUAUGUAUGGAAGAACUCUACUAUUCGUUCCCAUUUGUUAGUAACUAAUGCUAACAACACAUUUCUCAUUGGUGACAGUGGUUAUCCUUUGGAACCAUGGUGCAUAACUCCAAUUUUGGGAAAUCAUCAAAUUUAUUCACCUGAACACCGGUUCAAUAAAACUCACAAACGUGCACGCUGUACAGUUGAAAGGUGCAUAGGGGUUUUGAAACAACGUUGGAGAUGCCUAUUGAAGGAUCGUACAUUACAUUAUAAACCUACAAGAGCUUCCAAGAUAAUUAUAACGUGUGCUGUUUUACAUAAUGUGGCUAUACAUAAUAAUAUUGGACUGCCUGAAUAUGACAAUGAAGAAGAAGACGAAUAUGAAGAAAAUCAUGGACAAGAAGUUGAAGAGUUGUUAAAUGCUGGACGACAGACGCGUCAAGAACUACUGAAUCAGUAUUUUACACAUUAA